Carcharodon carcharias (great white shark) is the source of this 5025-nucleotide messenger RNA. It is a transcript of the gene mtr, whose product is annotated as 5-methyltetrahydrofolate-homocysteine methyltransferase. Gene Ontology annotation, molecular function: zinc ion binding; methionine synthase activity; cobalamin binding. Lineage: Eukaryota; Metazoa; Chordata; Chondrichthyes; Lamniformes; Lamnidae. The record is from RefSeq and is a predicted model, not a curated record. The transcript is spliced from 33 exons. The coding region runs from base 96 to 3893 and encodes 1265 amino acids. Gene Ontology annotation, biological process: pteridine-containing compound metabolic process.
UGUUGCGGCUGAUUGUGGGGGCGGGUGCAGCUCGUGGUGUCGGCGUUUGCGGGACCUGGCUGAAAUCCGCCAGCUUCUCGAGCGGAGGGCGCAUCAUGAUACCCACUUCCGAGACAGGACGGUUGGAAGCCGAAACAAGGAGCACUCUUCAAGAUGAACUUAAAACAAUUUUACAAAAACGCAUUAUGGUAUUGGAUGGAGGCAUGGGCACCAUGAUUCAACAACACAAACUUGAGGAAGAUGAUUAUCGUGGUGAAGAAUUCAAAGACCAUCCUAAACUUUUAAAGGGGAAUAAUGAUCUUCUCAGCAUAACACAAUCUGACAUUAUCUGCAAAAUUCACAAGGAAUACUUGCUCGCUGGAGCAGAUAUUGUGGAGACAAACACCUUCAGUGGCACAAGAGUUGCGCAGGCAGACUAUGGGUUGGAACAUUUGGCUUACCGACUGAAUAAAGUCUCAGCAGAACUGGCCAGAAAGGCGGCUGAUGAUGUGGGGAUGCAAACAGGUACCCGAAGAUUUGUGGCAGGUGCGAUGGGGCCAACCAACAAAACAUUGUCAGUAUCACCCUCUGUGGAGAGGCCUGACUACAGAAAUAUAACAUUCGAGGAGUUAGUUGAAGCUUAUGAAGAACAGGCCAGAGGCUUGCUUGAUGGAGGUAUUGACCUUCUCCUGGUGGAGACCAUUUUUGAUACAGCAAAUGCAAAGGCUGCCUUGUUUGCCAUUCAGCAGUUGUUUGCUGAGCAGUAUGAGCCCAGACCUAUUUUUAUUUCCGGAACAAUUGUGGAUAAAAGCGGACGGACGCUGUCUGGUCAGACAGGAGAAGCAUUUGUCAUCAGUGUAUCCCAUGCGGAGCCACUUAGCAUUGGAUUAAAUUGUGCUUUGGGAGCUGUGGAAAUGAGGCCAUUCAUAGAAGCAAUUGGAAAAUGCACAACUGCCUUUGUUUUAUGCUACCCUAAUGCAGGUCUCCCUAACGCAUUUGGAGGCUAUGAUGAAACCCCUGAAGUCAUUGCAAGACACCUGAAGGAAUUUGCCAUGGAUGGGCUAGUAAACAUUGUUGGAGGGUGCUGUGGAACGACUCCAGCUCAUAUCCGGGCAAUAGCAGAAGCAGUCCAAAAAUGUAGACCUAGAAUUCCUCCUCCCUCUGUUUUUGGAGAAUUCAUGUUACUGUCAGGUCUUGAACCUUUUAGAGUUGGACCGUACACCAACUUUGUCAACGUUGGAGAGCGUUGUAAUGUGGCAGGAUCUAGAAACUUUGCUAAACUUAUUAUGGCAAGUAAUUAUGAGGAAGCCUUGAAUGUAGCAAAAUCUCAAGUGAAAAUGGGAGCCCAAAUCUUGGACGUCAACAUGGAUGAUGGAAUGUUAGAUGGCAAGAGUGCUAUGACCAGAUUUUGUAACCUUGUGGCAACAGAACCAGAUAUUGCCAAGGUUCCAUUGUGCAUAGACUCUUCCAAUUUCGCUGUGAUUGAAGCGGGGUUGAAGUGUUGCCAGGGCAAGUGUGUUGUGAAUAGCAUCAGCUUGAAGGAAGGUGAGGAAGACUUUCUGGAAAAGGCACGCAUCAUUAAACGCUUUGGGGCUGCUGUUGUAAUAAUGGCAUUUGAUGAGAAAGGGCAGGCAACUGAGACUGAAGAUAAAGUGGAAAUAUGUGCCAGAGCCUAUGACUUGCUUGUGAAUAAAGUGAAAUUUAACCCUAAUGAUAUAAUAUUUGAUCCAAAUAUACUGACAAUUGGAACUGGAAUGGAGGAGCAUGGUCUGUAUGCUGAAAACUUUAUCAAGGCCAUUUCAAUUAUAAAGAGAAAGUUACCUGGCGCUAGAAUAAGUGGCGGUCUUUCUAAUUUGUCCUUCUCAUUUCGAGGAAUGGAGGCAAUCCGUGAAGCCAUGCAUAGCGUGUUCCUUUACCAUGCUAUAAAGGCAGGGAUGGAUAUGGGAAUUGUGAAUGCAGGAAAGUUGCCUGUUUAUGAUGACAUUGACAGAGAACUUCUGGAGCUAUGUGAGAGUUUGAUCUGGAACAAAGAUCCUUUAGCUACAGAGAAAUUGUUGCAAUAUGCACAGAAUCAUGCCAAUAGUGGGAAGAAAGUGAUACAAACUGAUGAAUGGAGGAAUGCCCCUGUUGAGGAACGUCUUGUAUAUGCCCUAAUUAAGGGAGUAGAAAAAUAUGUGGUGGAAGAUACAGCAGAAGCAAGAGGCAAUCAGGAGAAGUACCCCAGGCCUCUGCAUAUAAUCGAAGGACCCCUGAUGAAUGGAAUGAAAGUUGUGGGGGAAUUAUUUGGAACAGGAAAAAUGUUUCUUCCACAGGUUGUUAAAUCUGCUCGCGUAAUGAAGAAAGCUGUUGGUUACCUUAUCCCCUUCAUGGAAAAGGAAAGAGAGGAAAUGUUGGCACAGUCAGGCAAUUCAGAAGAAAAAAGCCCGUACCAAGGUACCAUUGUGUUAGCCACUGUCAAGGGAGAUGUUCAUGACAUUGGCAAGAAUAUUGUUGGUGUGGUAUUGGCUUGCAACAACUUCAGAGUGAUUGAUCUGGGAGUUAUGACUCCAUGUGAUAAGAUACUGCGAGCAGCUAUCGAGAAUAAAGCAGAUAUUAUUGGACUGUCUGGUCUCAUCACACCAUCUUUGGAUGAAAUGAUAUAUGUUGCCAAGGAAAUGGAACGACUGGGUAUGAAAAAGCCUUUACUGAUUGGUGGAGCAACAACUUCAAAAACACACACGGCUGUCAAAAUUGCACCAAGGUAUAGUGCACCUGCAAUUCAUGUUCUAGAUGCUUCUAAGAGUGUUGUUGUGUGCUCUCAACUUUUAGAUGAUGACUUGAAGGAUGACUACUUUGAGGAAGUAACUGAAGAAUAUGAAGAGAUUCGACAGGAUUAUUAUGAGUUUUUAAUGGACAGAAAAUAUUUAACUUUAGAGCAAGCCAGGAUUAGAGGAUUUCAUAUAGAUUGGCUCUCCCAUCCUAAGCCAGUGAAGCCAACUUUUAUUGGGACACAAUCCUUUCUAGCUUAUGACCUGCGGAGACUGAUAAGCUAUAUUGAUUGGAAACCUUUCUUUGAUGUUUGGCAGCUGAAGGGAAAAUACCCAAAUCGUGGAUAUCCCAGAAUCUUUAAAGACAAGACAGUAGGUGAAGAAGCCAAGAAGGUUUUUCAAGAUGCACAGAAUAUGCUGUACACGCUGAUUGAAGAGAAGAGAUUAACGGCCAGAGGAAUCAUAGGGUUCUGGCCAGCUCAAAGUGUUGGGGAUGACAUACACUUGUUUGCAGAGGAUGCUUUGCCCCACAUUGGUGAACCAGUGGCUAAGUUUUAUGGUUUACGGCAACAGGUGGACAAGGACUCCAUUAGUACGGAAAAGUACUGCUGCAUCUCCGAUUUCAUAGCACCAAGUGACUCUGGCGUGUUGGAUUAUAUCGGUGUGUUUGCAGUGGCAUGCUUUGGUGCUGAGUUGCUGAGCAAACAGUAUGAGGAGGAGGGUGAUGACUACAGCAGCAUAAUGGUUAAGGCCUUGGCAGACAGACUAGCUGAAGCCUUUGCAGAAGAGAUGCAUGCAAGAGUCCGUAAGGAAUUUUGGGGCUACUCCCCUGAUGAGAGCCUUGAUGCUGCCGACAUUCAUAGAAUCAAAUAUGUGGGAAUUCGUCCAGCUCCAGGUUACCCAACCCAACCUGAUCACACUGAAAAAAUAACAAUGUGGAAACUGGCUAAUAUUGAAGAGGAUACAGGAAUUACAUUGACUGAAUCCUUGGCUAUGACUCCAGCGGCUGCAGUCUCCGGACUUUAUUUCUCCAGUCCACAAUCUAUGUAUUUUGCUGUUGGUAAAAUUACUAAGGAACAGGUUGAAGAUUAUGCAGCCAGAAAACAGAUGAGAACAGAAGAUGUUGAGAAAUGGCUGGGACCCAUUUUAGGAUAUGAUACUGAUUGAUAACUCAUAAGACAAAUCAUAGUGAGGCACCGUUAAAUUGGUCUUACACACUGAAAACAUUUUGGUCUUCCUGCAUUUUUUCAUAUGUUAUAAAAGUUAUGUACUUAUGCAUGCAGUAAAGACUGCAUUUCUGGAAAAAACAAUCAGGAUCACACCCGUGUAAUGAUAGCUUGGAGCUCAUUGGAACUUUCACCAGCCAUCUUAAUACAUUUUAGUAGAAAUAGAAUUAAGCAACACAUGUUAAGAAUAUGCUUUUUCUCCCUUUUAGGCUUCGCUCCCCUUCGGUCAUGUUAUUCCCAGCAGAGACAAUACUUCCAGCUCCCAGGCCACUUAAUUUUUGUUGGUAACGGCUUCAUAUUACUCAAUUUAUAAUCUUGUUUGCAAGUGAAUUUAAUAUCUCCAGUUUCUGAUGUCCUCAAAAUUAAAUCUGACUACAAUUUGCGCAGAUGCUGCGUAAAGCAAUUCGUUUUUUAAGUUAGGAAUUCUUUUUUAAGGACUGAUGGUUAACAAUCAGGUUUCAUGUAAAAAAAAUUCACAUCAAGGGUGGAAUUGUCCCAUAUUUGCCCUAAGUGCAGUUGCAGGUGUGAAAAAUGACGUUUUACCUGCCGGCCACAAUGGUGGAUUUUUGCGCCAUAUUGUCCACUUCUCGACUCAUUAAUUAUGUAGGCAAAGGAAACAUGCCCUCUUGCCGGCGGGCAGCCUCUGAAUCAUCUGCCACACAGUUACCUCACCAUUUCCUCACUCCGGGUGGCAUUUCUAAACAGCAGGCACACACACAUUUCUCAAUGCUUGCAGACAUGACUGCUCCAGUGAAGACGUGGUACUAAAAGCCAAGAAAAGUUGCGACUCAUCACUGGAAUGCCUUUUGGAGGCCCACUGUGAUGUCCUCCACCCCCCACUCUGGCCCCAGGAGGUCCAGCAAUCUUACCACUUGGCUUGGGAGGUAGUGGCAGUGGUGGUCAGUGCCAAUGCUGCACACAAGAGGUUGGCCAGUCAGUGCAGAAAGACGAUGAAUGAUCCCAUCCGUGCCACCAGGGUAACGCAACCAUCUCAUUACUCUAAACUCACACUCACAAGACCAUCACACAUUCAUUGGCAUCUCACUCACUGCCAGCUCAACAGACAUCACCAC